Molecule: messenger RNA, 1521 nt
Organism: Symbiodinium sp. CCMP2592
Lineage: Eukaryota; Dinophyceae; Suessiales; Symbiodiniaceae
Source: the annotation of a GenBank genome assembly
AUGGAGGACGUGCGUUACGCAGACCCUGCCGACAUGAAGGCGGUGGAUCCCGAGGACGGGGCACCCUUCAAGACUGCCGCAGAGGCCACCGGCAAGCAUGGCUUCGUGGAGGAGAUCAUGGGAUUUUUUGUCGCUCCGUUCGAUGGCCACUACUCCUUCCUGACAUGGGGAGAUGUGCGGCAGGAUAUUUGGCUGAGUACGUCGACUGACCCUGCGGACACGAUCAAGGUUGCUGAACGGAUCGACAGCCAGGGGUGCAGGACGGGUAACAACCGGCGCCGCAACGUGUACCUGGGGUGCAGCAUGUUCUACAACAAGAGAGGCCACACCUCUCCCGGGCACGGACAUAUUGGAACUGAGCUGAAGGACAGCUACGGUUUCGCUGGGAACCCAACGCUGGGCUUCCGCACACCCACAGAGGUGACGGUGCCGCUGAAGAAAGGAGAGCGGCGCUUCUUCGUGAAGAGAACGUCUUUGGCCGAAGCCUACCGGAACAGCUUUGAUAUUCGUCGCCGGCGUCGCUUCCGCACCUACACCGGCCUGCGCAUCCACCAGCCAGAUCUGAGCAGCCUGACGCCGUCGCAGCAGGAGCUUCUAGCCCAGCGCAAAAGCUGGCCAGAGAUGGUGCUCCUGAAGAGAUUCAUCUCAAAGACGGGCGGACAGUGGCGCAUUGGCCUGCGGGAAGCUCCAGACGAUGAACCCACGUACACGAAUUGGAUCCGCUGGAACUUCAAUGAUUUUCAUGUGGUCGAAGAGCUGAACCGGGUGGUGAUGCCAAGUGGCACCCAGGUUCACGCAGAGAUGUGGUGGAUGAACAGCUAUGACGGUGGCGAAGAGUCGGUGACCGAGUACAUGAUCACAUUCCUACGUCCUCUUGGAAACCUGCCCCAGCUGCUGAUCGAGUACGACAUCAUGCGAAGCCGGGUCGAGGUAGAGACGAUCAUGCACGGGAAUGCGGAGGACCUCUUCAUUUGGCCACUCUCCGCCAACCUCUUUGAGGUUCCAGCUUUGGAGCCCUCAGCUACCUUGGCGGCCACCGGGAUCCGGGCUCAGUACAGCACUCGAGCGGAGCCUGUCCUUCGACAGCUCAGCGAUUCCAGCGCAGGGAAUGUCUCGGAGGAUACAGACUUGGCAGAUCCCGAGGUGCCCAUGCCGUUCCCCUGCACCAUCGGUGCCUUCAACGACAGUAUGUGCGGAGAUUCCAUGGGCUGCCAGUUCGAGCCCACCCAAUCAGGGGUGACGCACAACGACAUCCUGGAUCACUACCAGCUCUACGACACUUGGGAGGAAUGUCAGCAGCGUUGCUGCCAAGAUCAGGACUGUAUGGCUGCAUCCUAUGAGAAGGAGACGAAGGUCUGCAAGAAGCACACCGAGGCGCAGGACCACACCCUAGUGCCCGUCGACACGGUCACGGGUCUGUACGCGGCCAUCACCACACGCAGGGCCGCCACCGAUGGGUUUGCGGUGGUGCGGGGGCGGCUCAACUUUGCUGGCGCCCAGGCACGCGGCUUCGAGGCUUAG